This is a messenger RNA of Marchantia polymorpha subsp. ruderalis, 940 nucleotides long. The record is from the annotation of a GenBank genome assembly. Lineage: Eukaryota; Viridiplantae; Streptophyta; Marchantiopsida; Marchantiales; Marchantiaceae.
UGCUAUAAGCUGCUAUGCCAUUGUUCAUGGCAUAGCAGCUUAUAGCAUGUGAAUGCAUUAGCUGUACCUCACUUGUCCAGACCAGAAUGUGUUCUUACUUUGGUGGCUCAUAAUUAAAACAAAUCUUCUUACAGAAAAUAUUCUUCAUUUUCUCCUCUCUUGGAUUUUGAAUUCCAAAGCUUGUAACUUUUCCCGAACAGCUCCAAGCCCGCUGCCGUUACAUCCUCGUUAUUGUGCACGCACGGCUACAGCGCAGCUACAAAAUUGCUCCGCCCUUUUUUCCUUUCUUCCAAUUUCACAUCGAGGACGAGACUGCGGAUUGUGGAUUGCGUUCAGUUUACGUUUCUCCGAGCGAAUUUUCUCUCUUCCUUUGUUCCAUAUUUGCAUCGAGGACGAGACUGCGGAUUGUGGAUUGCGUUCAGUUUACGUUUCUCCGAGCGGAUUUUCUCUCUUCUUUUUUUCCAUUAUCACAUCGAGGACAAUACUGCGUACGUGAUUGUGUAUCACGUUGAGUUUACGUUUCUCGGAGCGGAUGCUUGAGGAGCGAACGCUAGACGGCGGCGAAUGUUUUGCAUGGGGCGAGUGGAGAAGUACGAUUCGAACUGUGAUAGCCAGGAGACUUUACUGCUGUGCUCUGAUUUAAGAAAGCAACAAGCUUGUUGCUGGGUAUUCGGAUCCAACUUGGGGAUCAAAAAGUGUCAAGUGUUUGACCCAGCUAUUGAUUCCAUGAAAGCUUACGACACGAUAAUUGCGGUUUCAAGGUUGCAGACUUCAGCGAGACGCUUCUGUGUAGAAGAAUAGCCUCACAAUGCCUAGUCUCUCUUUUGGAGCUGGCUCGUUUAUUGACUCGAAAUAUUAGCUCAAUAUUUCGAAGACAAGGGUGUGCAAUUUUUUAGGUUUGUCGAAAAAAUAGAAAUAGAAUACAACCUAGAAUACCAGA